AUGAUUGACUCCGAGCAAAGGGUAUUAGGUAUGCGAUGGAGACCUCAGGAGGAUAUAUUCACCUUUGAUGUCAACAUCAACAUAGAAACACUCACUAAAAGAAAGAUAUUGGGAGUAAUAGCAAGAGUAUUUGACCCCAUUGGGUUCAUCACACCGGUAACCAUAAGUGCAAAGAUCAAGAUGCAAGAACUAUGGGAAAGUGGAAUUGAUUGGGAUGACCCAUUACCAAAGAAGGUAGAGCAGGAGUGGAAAGAUCUAUUCAAGGAGUUUAAAGGGAUCGAUCAAGUAGCAUUUCCCAUAUGUCUUACUCCAUCUAAGGCAUCCACUGAAGUUGUAUUAGUAAUAUUUAGUGAUGCAAGUGAGAAAGCGUUUGGAGCCUGUGCUUAUGCUAGGUGGAGAUUAGAAAGCGGAUCAUUUGAAUCAAGACUGAUAACAGCCAAAUCACGUGUAGCCCCAUUGAAGAAAUUAACGGUCCCGCGAUUAGAGCUACAGGCGGCAGUUAUGGGAGCGAGACUAGCAGAUGCAGUAGUUAAAGAGUCUACUUUCAAAUUCAGUAAGCAGAUUUUAAUGACAGACAGCAUGAUCGUGCUGGGGUGGAUAAGACGACUAGCUCAAUGCUUUAAACAAUUUGUUGCAGCUCGAGUUUCUGAGAUUCAGCGCAAGACGAAGAUAGCAAAUUGGAGACAUGUUCCAGGAAUAUUAAAUCCUGCCGACGACUUGUCCAGAGGAAUGAGAGCGGACAAAUUAACUGAUAGGUGGAUAAAUGGACCUGAAUUUAUAAGUAAGCCGAUAAGUGAGUGGCCUCAAGAGAAGUCAGAUAAUGACACAGAGGAUACAGAAGAAAGAAGGAUGGCAUUUAACGGGAAUGUUGUUGUGAACCGGGGAGAAGUUGAUAUUGUGGAAUGCAAGACUUGGGAAGAAAUGUUAGAACUCUAUCGACAAAGAAUAUACGGCAAACAGUCAGAAGCUUUGAAUGCAGAGAAGGUAAGAGAAAUUGAACUCUUACUGUUAAAGAGAGUGCAGAAAGACUGUUUUGCAGAAGAGUAUAAGGUACUAAAGAAUGGGGGUAAAAGUGUAGCAAAGAGCAGCAAACUGGUAAAUCUCGACCCACAAUUCGAUAUGGAAUCAGAGCUCAUCCAAGUAGGAGGUCGAUUAAAGAGAAAUGAUCAUCUGGAGAUGGAGGUGCACCCAGUUGUACUGGACCCGAGUCAUCAGAUUACACAGUUGCUCAUAAAGAGAAUAGACAGUAAUGUUUUUAACCAUGGUGCAGGAGUGGAGCAAGUAUUCAGUUAUAUAAGACAACGUUACUGGAUAUUGAAAGGGCGUAGUAAAAUCAAGUCGAUACUCAGGACAUGUGUUAGUUGUCAGAUGUGGAGAAAAUGUCCAGCUGUACCAAAAAUGGCAGACAUUCCAGAGGCAAGAACAAGAAUCGGGUUGCCUCCAUUUUACUCCACUGGAAUGGACUGCUGGGGCCCUAUGAUGAUUAAAGUUCGCAGAUCCAGAGAGAAAAGAUGGGGGGUCAUCUUUAAAUGUAUGACAACUAAGGCUGUCCAUCUUGAAGUUAUAAGUAGUAUGAACAGCGAUGGGUUUCUGAUGGCAUUUAGAAG
Molecule: messenger RNA, 1607 nt
Organism: Anneissia japonica
Lineage: Eukaryota; Metazoa; Echinodermata; Crinoidea; Comatulida; Comatulidae
Exons: 1
Molecular function (GO): nucleic acid binding
Source: RefSeq, a predicted model, not a curated record